Molecule: messenger RNA, 562 nt
Organism: Marasmius oreades (fairy-ring Marasmius)
Lineage: Eukaryota; Fungi; Basidiomycota; Agaricomycetes; Agaricales; Marasmiaceae
Exons: 5
Coding region: 44-535 (163 amino acids)
Source: RefSeq, a predicted model, not a curated record
UCGACGUUUUACACACAAUCAUAACUUUCUCAUUUCCUCUCAUAUGGGAAGCACUGGUUCAAAAGCUGCUCAGAAAUUACCAAGGCGUCCGGAAGUUCCUUUAUGGAAUGUACCACGACCAGGAGCACUACCAUCGAAGGAUGGACACAGGCAAAGGCCACUUGCUAGUGAAAAGAAGGACGAGAUGAUUACCGAAGACGCAAAGGACCCAGAUUUUAUGGCGAAUCUGACUCGCCUUGGCCCUGUGAAGGUCAACCAAUCUUCGCAAGUUGUACGAACCGCGAAUGUCGAAAAAUCACGUCAGCUCUUGAAAAGCCGUAUACGUGCAGACCAGGAAGCUUCCGCUGUUCGGAAUCGGGUGUCCGCAUCCACUCUUAGCUUUUUGUUGGAUCAGCGCAAGUCGGCCAAAACGAUAGGGGACGUGGAAGCUCUGAUAAGCAAAUAUGGGAUCGACUGGGCGAAGACUAUUGGAAAGGACGGAGAGGAAAAUGUGACCGUACUGGCCGUCUGGGUUGAGCCGUCUCUAUCUUCAUGAGGAUUAUGUAGUAAAAUAGACCAUGAC